This is a messenger RNA of Salvelinus sp. IW2-2015, 1475 nucleotides long. Its product is annotated as olfactory marker protein-like. Lineage: Eukaryota; Metazoa; Chordata; Actinopteri; Salmoniformes; Salmonidae. The record is from RefSeq and is a predicted model, not a curated record. Gene Ontology annotation, biological process: signal transduction; sensory perception of smell.
CACUGUAAAUAUAGUAGGCCUAGUCUAUAGAAAGCAUAUGGAAGUUCCUCUUUUUAAUAGAGGCCACAAUUGCAUACCCUAUAGAAAUAUUGCGCAACAUGGGCUCUCAUGAAGUGUUUGAUUAGAUUUUCGAUUACAUUUGCAUUGAUGUCAGAGUGAUUAGCGGGACAAUAGUGUGCUGAGUACCAGACAGUUAGCAAGUUUGGUAGGCUACUAAUGACCAGCAGCAGCAUCAGCACUUGGAGAAGCCUAAUUACCGUGACUAAACGGUCACAUGGAAUUUGCGAUAAUGCGGUCACCGUAACAGCCCUAAUCACAGCUAAUUAAAACAGGAGCAAAAACAAGCAACCAUCUAGUGAAUCAGAACAACCAAACUCCAACAAUACACACAUACACACCAGACAGACAGACAUAGGCGCAUACCCACACAUUAAAACACACUUCCACACAGCCAGCCAGCCCAGUGUGUGUAUUAAUAACCAGCCCAUCCAGCUAUGACCAACCAGCUCCCAGAAGCCUUCAGGAAAAUCCCUGGUUCCUCUUCUGAUGUCAUCACUUCCUGUUGCCUAGCGCCACCACACACCCCAUCCUCACUUCUGUUCUCCAUCCAUCCCUCCCUCACUGUACAUGCCACACAAUCAAUAGUUCCAACCAGAGAACCAACCCAACCAUACUACCCUCUGGGAAAGGGAGGGGAAAGAGAUGGCAUAAGAGACAGAGACAGAGUGGGAGAGGAACACAGCGAAACUAUCUGCAGGCACAGACAGACACAGAUAUCCAUCCAGACAGACAGGCAGGCAGGCCUCGCUCCCCAGCACAGAAAGAUGAGCUCUCAGAUGUACACAGAACUGUCUGCGGCUCCCUCGUCUGGCUCAGCCCUGGAGCUACGCUUUGCAGAGGACACCUCUCUCACUGAGGUGAUGCGGCUACGUGUCCAGUCCCUGCAGCGUAGCGGUCAGAAGCGACAGGAGGGGGAGCGGUUGCUCCUCCCCCACGAGGCUGUCUACCGUCUGGACUUCGCCAAUCAGGAGCUGACGUUCGUCCACUGGUCGGUGUCUCUGAUUGGCAAUGGCAGAGUGACCGUCACAGGGAUCUCCCAGCUCUGGACCCCUGACCUCACACACCUGAUGACCCGGCAGCUUCUAGAACCCGUCGGAACAUUCUGGCGGAACGCUGGCGACCCGGAGGACAUGCCCCUCAAAUGUCUGGAGGCGGACAUCCAGGAGUUCGGGGAGCGAAUCGCGGAGCUGGCCAAGGUCCGCAAGGUCAUGUACUUCCUGUUUGCCUUCAAGGAGGGGGCGGAGGCUGACAAGGUCAGCAUCUCCGUGGAGUUUAAUCAGGCCUGACCUAUAAACCUUAAAGGGAUACUUUUGGAUUUUGGCAAUGAGGCCCUCUGGACACAGAAGUGUGUGCUUCUCUGUGUCCAGUAUGAAGGUAGAUAGAGGUAGUUUUGCGAGCCAAUGCUAAUGCUACCA